Messenger RNA from Anguilla anguilla (European eel), 1759 nucleotides. Its product is annotated as tumor protein p53-inducible protein 11-like. The coding region runs from base 346 to 915 and encodes 189 amino acids. NCBI's taxonomy places the organism in Eukaryota, Metazoa, Chordata, Actinopteri, Anguilliformes, Anguillidae. The transcript is spliced from 8 exons. The record is from RefSeq and is a predicted model, not a curated record.
AUUCUGUCGGAUCUCGGACGUGUUUCCAAAACCACAGCAAAGCGAUGUAAAUACAUCAACCGCAAGACAACCGCGUACUGUCCAGCUACUGUUUGGAAGAAAUCAGAGGGUUUCCUACUGGACUAGUAUGCUUUGAGCCUGUAGCCAUUUCGCUGAACGCAGCUCGGAGGAACACCUGGGUGGCAGACGGAGAGCCAGCGACUCGUGUCUGGGGUUGGAAGUGGACCCCAGGUCUCGGAUUCGGAAGUUCUCGUCACUCAGUUGGGUGAGUCUUGACCUGCCUCCCCCCAUCCCUCACCCCUGGCCCUGGUUUCCCCCAACCCCCCGCCCCCCCACCUCUCUAACAUGGCCUCCAAACCGCACCCCCCCCUCAUGAAGAAGCACAGCCAGACGGACCUGAUCAGCCGUCUGAAGACCCGCAAGAUCCUGGGCGUCGGCGGCGAGGAUGACGAUGGCGAGGUGCACAGGUCAAAGAUCAGCCAGAUGCUGGGAAAUGAGAUCAAAUUUGCUGUGAGGGAACCCGUGGGCCUCAGGGUCUGGAUCCUGGUGUCGGCGAUCCUCUUCACCAGCAUGGCGGUAAUGGCGUUGGUGUUUCCUAACCAGCUGUACGAGGUGGUGUUUGACAAGGAGCUGUCGGUUACGAGCAUCUCCAUCCGGCUGUACGGGGGGGCGCUGCUGAGUAUCUCCUUAAUCAUGUGGAACGGGCUGUACACGGCAGAGAAGAUCGUUAUACAGUGGACGUUGCUGACAGAGGCCUGCUAUUUUGCUGUGCAGUUUUUGGUGACGUCCUUCACCCUGGUGGAGAUCGGCUCGGUGUCCAACGCUGCCAUCCUCCUCCUCCUCAGCAGAGUGCUCUUCCUCGUCGUCAGCCUCUCGUACUAUUACCACCUCGGACGGAGGCCCAAGAAGAUCUGAGGGGUUCUGGAGGCGUCCAGGGCGGGGUGGGGCGGGACCAGGAAGUGGCGGCGUCUGGAUGUUGGGGUCACAUUGUACAAAAAGUGUGGGUACACCAUUGUCUAAAAUUCCCAAGCCCCACCCACCGCUCCCUCUAUCCUAUCUGGACCAAACAUGACCAAAACCACACCCCUUUUGUUUUACACUGCAGAAUCUCUCUCAUAGGGCACAUACAGAUCCAAAAAGAACCCCCCCCCCCCCACCCCAUGUUUUAGUAGAUUAAGUGAAUGGUCUUGUUGAUUGACAGGCUUGCCCCCCAUGCCCCCCCCCCCAUUUUUGUAUAGGAAGCAGCCAAAACAUUGGGGUUCACACAUGGCUGUGAAAGCAGUAUUAGAAAGGGGGCGGUGCAUUUCAGACAAUGGGGUGCCCAUCUUGCUGUCUCGGCUCCUCCCCCAAGUCAUGUGACUCGUUGUGUAUGUUCAGUGUAAAGGGCACGUAGGCUGGACUCGGGCAGUGUGCGUUCCGCGUGCAGGACUCUGUGUGUUUUGAGCUCAUUCAGUACCGAGCGUGUGCUUGUGUGCAGCAGUAAAGUAGAGUCGGCGUUUGUUGUGCUCGGUUGCCUAGGAGAUGACCUUCAGCUUCCUGUUCCGCGACCUCAGGACCUCCCUCGCUGGUGUAGCGCUUUCAGUUUAACUAGGGAAAGAAGACUCUCAGCUCUCUUCAAGAGUUAAGUUCACAGAGAGUUCAGAUAAAAACAGUCUCAAGCGAAGCUCUAUUCAGUAAUUAAUUAUAACUGUGAAAGAGUUGGGAUUUAGGGGUUUGCUUCUAUUAUUAGUGUUAAACAGGACCCCCCCCCCCCCCCCCC